Molecule: messenger RNA, 2157 nt
Organism: Scophthalmus maximus (turbot)
Lineage: Eukaryota; Metazoa; Chordata; Actinopteri; Pleuronectiformes; Scophthalmidae
Gene: arr3b
Product: arrestin 3b, retinal (X-arrestin)
Exons: 16
Coding region: 141-1295 (384 amino acids)
Biological process (GO): G protein-coupled receptor internalization; signal transduction; visual perception
Molecular function (GO): G protein-coupled receptor binding
Source: RefSeq, a predicted model, not a curated record
UCUCUCUCUCUCUCUCUCUCUCUCUCCACUCGUCUGUUUUCUUCUUCCUCCCUUGGCCCCUGCCCUGUCUCUUCCCUCAAAUUCCAAACAGAACACAAAACUUCACACUCACAGACUGGAUCCAUAACUUUUCCAUCAACAUGUCGAAGGUAUUUAAGAAGACCAGCGGCAAUGGACAUAUUUCCCUGUACUUGGGGAAGAGAGACUUUGUGGACCAUGUGGAUUCAGUGGAAAUAGUUGAUGGGGUCAUUAAAGUGGACCCUGCUGGUCUUGAGGGCAAAAAAGUAUUUGUCUACCUUGCUUGUGCCUUCCGCUAUGGAAGCGAAGAGUUGGAUGUCAUUGGGCUGUCCUUCAGGAGAGACAUCUGGAUACAGCGCGUUCAGGUGUAUCCACCCACCGGUGACACCACAGCCAAAACACCCAUGCAGGAAUCCCUCAUGAAGAAAGUUGGAGAGCAAGGAUGUCCCUUUACCUUCCAGAUGCCAACAGAUCUCCCCUGCUCCGUUGCCUUGCAGCCUGGGCCAAAUGAUGCUGGGAAGGCCUGUGGUGUGGACUUUGAGGUUAAAGGAUACAUUGCCAACGCAGCUAACAAUCCAGACGAGGUCAUUGAAAAGAAGGACACUUGCCGUCUGAUGAUUCGUAAAAUACAGUUUGCACCAGCUAACAACAAGCCAGGACCCAAGGCUGAAAUAUCCAAACAGUUCAUGAUGACUGACAAACCAGUUAACUUGGAGGCCUCCCUUGAAAAAGAGAUUUAUUACCAUGGAGAUCCAAUCUCGGUCAAAGUAAAAGUCAACAAUGAAACCACUAAGGUUGUGAAAAAAAUCCAAGUCUCAGUUGAACAGUUAACAAAUGUGGUCCUCUACUCAUCUGACACUUACGCCAAGCCAGUCUGCACUGAGGAGUUUGGGGAGACAAUAAAUGCCAACUCUACACUGGAGAAGACCUUCCAAAUAACUCCCCUGCUGUCCAGCAGCAAAGAGAAGCGGGGCAUUUCAGUGGAUGGGCGGCUAAAAGAUGAAGACACUCACCUUGCCUCUACAACUCUGAGUCAGGGAGAAAAGGACAUGCAGGGAAUAAUUGUCUCGUACAAAGUCAAGGUCAACCUAAUUGUGUCCGGUGGAGGCCUGCUGGGUGGCCUGACAUCAAGUGAUGUCACUGUGGAGCUUCCUCUGACUCUGAUGUCCCCAAAACCUGCAGAACAUUGGAUUAAAGGUCUCUUUAGUUCAGGUGACAUCACAUCCAAUUCAGUACGUUUGCUUUUUCAAGGGCCUCAACGUGCAUCAUUUCUAUGAAAUACAUACCUGAUUGAAACACUGCCAUGUUAGAUCUAGCUCGUGACACAUAUCGCCUGUAUGUUCGAGAGGUUGUUAGAUGUGAUGGACCUUGAAUGAGUGCACCGUUUCACGCUGUAACCCAAUAUUGUUCUUAGUAAGAAUCUCCAGUAGCUACAAAUAGCAGCAUGCAUACUUAUUGAUUGCUGUUGCUACAAAUAUGCAUUUCAUAAAUAGUCCACAUUAUCCAUAGUCUAAAAUGAUCAUCUGCAUCAUGUAAUAAAGCUCCUUUUUCAUGUUACCUGUUUUACCCUUGGCUUCAUUUAAAAUUUGAUCAAAUUAACUGCACGAGUUACCUCGGUGUAAUGUUGGACUUACAGAAUCAGUUGUUUCAUGGCAACAGGACAGACAUCGCAAUUGAGUCCAUGGAGGGAUGAGAUGAACGGCGAAGGAAAAUCACGUCUCUGACAGAGAACACAGAACACAAAGGAACUCAACACCAAUGAAGAGAAUCACUGUGUCACUGAGUUAUUACAAAGAUCUUAUUCCCCUUGCAUAUAUACAUUUUUAUUAGGAGAGCUCUAUCACUGAAAAGGACUCAUAACUAAAUUUCUCCGAAUGCCAUCAGAGCUGAGAAAUAAAUGUGUUGUGCAUUUUUUUUCUUUUUGUCAGGAAAAAUAUCCCAUAGCAUACAGUAGAUAUUAGACUUUUCUCCCAAUAUGUCAUGAAUACUGAUGAUGCAGAGCUUCAUUUAUUCUUUAUCGCUGUGUCAUUAGAGCCAUGAAAUAUUAAGACUGAAUGUGCAGAUGAAUAUCCCACAAAUAUUAAAAACGUGUCAUUUUUUACACACAAGAGAAGGAAAUAAAAACACAUCGAUCCCCAA